Procambarus clarkii (red swamp crayfish) is the source of this 1939-nucleotide messenger RNA. The record is from RefSeq and is a predicted model, not a curated record. NCBI's taxonomy places the organism in Eukaryota, Metazoa, Arthropoda, Malacostraca, Decapoda, Cambaridae.
GUGUGGGAGCCUAGCUGCCUCUAGGUGCCACCCUCCCUCCAUCUUGGGCACCACGCACUUGCUGGCUCGUGACUCUGGUGUCGCGGUCUCCGCUCAUCACUGCACAUGGAUCCUUCACAUGUAUAUCAGUGUCAGUGCUGUGUGGACGGUGGGGGUGAUGGCUGCCAGCAGGCCACGGCAACACCCACACAGAGUGAUAUACUCCUCGGGUUAAAACUCCACACGGGAUAUUAAUUCACCGAGGAGAGUGCCUGGUGCUAAAACAUUUGAUGUUUCCUGCAGGACCUGAGUCGUCAUUUGCACGUCGUCGAGUCGUCCUCCACCUCCUCCUCGACUCUCGUCUUCCCUCACAAGGCCUUAGCUUCGGUGUUCACCGUGUAGAGUGUUCAUUAGAAAAAACAAAUUCAUGCGUGGAGAGUGUGAGUGUCUAAGUGAGGUAGCAGAGAGAAAGCCUGAUCCACCUCUGGCCCGGGUACCAGGUGUCUGUGAAUUCUACCGUGUCAGUUCCCCAGCAAGCCGAGAUUCAUGUCUGCCUCUGCUGCUCUCCUGCACGUGUUGCGUGUCAACCAUGAGUGUGGUGCUCCUGGUGCUGCUGGCGCUUCUGGCGGGGAGCCGGGCGGCGCCACAGUCAAGACAGGCGGGCUUCCUGGACAACGUGGGGCCACUACCCGUAUGGAACAGUCCCCCCGAGACGCCGCCCAGAGAGCUCAUCCUCCCCGACGACUUCACCAUCAUCGGGCCGUGUCUCACCACCAUCCUCACCCUCAUAUGCAAUGGCACUUACGCUACGUCAAAUAUAGACAGAGACCAGAGACCGUACAGCCUGGCUUCCUCGGCUGAGGACCGCGGCAAGGAAGCCUUAGCAUGCAGGGGCAACAACUGCCGGCUGGACCGGCUGUAUGGGUACUGCAACAGGAGCAACUCGCCCUCCACCUUGCAACAAUGGGCGACGGAGUCUGAGCAACAGCUAAAAUUCGCCUCCUUGCCAAGCCAUUAUAACAUCCACCCGGGAUGCAACAGACAUAACAUCGACAUGGAGAAGGUGCUGUCAGAGGGCGGGCGCUCUUGCAUGAAGAAAGUCGACUGUCUGUGUGACGGCUGCUGCUACUCCACAUCCAAGGCCGAGAUGCUCCGGACCAUGUUGGAGCGCAAGUAUUCUCAGCUACUGGUAAGGAAUACCCAAAUAAGAAAGAUACGAUUGUUAUCGCCAAGAAAAAGUGACUAUCGCCGCCCGCCUCCCAAAAAUUUCCCCAUAUCCACCAAGACCAGACACUGAUGGCUGCCUCCCCACGCUGGGAUCCUCCCUGGCGGCCAUGCUGCCCAGGGGAUGCAAGUGUUAUCCUGCUCCACUACCACACCAUGCAAGGAAUAUUCAUGUUAUCCUGAUCCACGACCACGCCACGUGAGGAAUGAUUAUGUUAUCCUACACCCCGACCACACCAAGCAAGGAAUAACUCAUGCUAUCUUAACCCAACACCCUACCCACACACACAAGAGACUACUCCUACAAGUGUCCAAGGAGAGGCAAAACUUGCAGUAAAAAGCAUAUGUAUUAAAUAAUUACCCAAGCCAGCUGUGGUGUUGUUAUGAUGCUCUGCGAAGCAGCAAUUAGUGCAGACGAGGAGUCACAAUAACGUGGCUGAAAUAUGUUGACCAAACCACACACUAGAAAGUGAAGAGACGACGACGUUUCGGUCCGUCCUGGAUCAAUCGACUUGAGAAUGGUCCAGGACGGACCGAAACGUUGUCGUCCCUUCACUUUCUAGCAAUUAGUGUUGUGUGUUUUGAGAGUAAGUUCCGUUGUCAGUACGUGACUUGCUGUAACCCAAGGGAGUUCUACUGUUAAUGUAGAACAGUAGAACUUGCUCUACUUGCUCUACUACUCUACAACAGAGUGUAUUUUGUGCAAUAAGGUAUACUGUUGGUGCUACGAGACGGC